Messenger RNA from Patiria miniata (bat star), 408 nucleotides. RefSeq names its product zygote arrest protein 1-like. Lineage: Eukaryota; Metazoa; Echinodermata; Asteroidea; Valvatida; Asterinidae. The transcript has 4 exons. Bases 1 to 408 code for a protein of 135 amino acids. The record is from RefSeq and is a predicted model, not a curated record.
AUGCAGCGUCUACUGUGGCUGAACAGCCCUAUCCUGGAGUGGCAAUCCUGCUGCAAACUUCACAGGACGUUAAGACUGAAAUCCAGGAUGUCAGUUCGGCGACGAUACGGCUUCUUCAAAUGUCCAACAUGCAAUCGGCGGUGGGAGAGUGCACACGCCUGGUGCGACAGGGCCACGGAUAAGCCUUCGUCUGGCCAGCAGUGCAAGAAUGCAGGUUGUCCCAGGGAUUACAUCAAACCGUACAAGGAUGAUGACGAUGACGAUGGGGAUGACAGUGACGGGGAUGACGAUGACGAUGGGGAUGAUGACGAUGAUGAUGAUGGCAAACGUCACAACAACCCGGAGAGGCCCCACCUGAGCGACCUGUGUGAGAUGUGCCAGAAAGGGGAUGCCUGCAAGCUUCGUUGA